Tuber melanosporum (Perigord truffle) is the source of this 750-nucleotide messenger RNA. RefSeq lists its product as uncharacterized. The record is from RefSeq and is a predicted model, not a curated record. The transcript has 3 exons. Lineage: Eukaryota; Fungi; Ascomycota; Pezizomycetes; Pezizales; Tuberaceae. Bases 1 to 492 code for a protein of 163 amino acids.
AUGUCUUCCUCAUACACUGGAACUUUCCCCACAAUCCAGUACCUCCCGGCCGUCAAGCCCAGUGCCGUCGCGCUGGGCACGCUCUUCACCCACACUACAAACCUGGCCAUCAUGUCUCCACUCUUCGGCGAGACAUACCGCAAGGCGAUGAAGGCAGACUCCAAGUCGGAGUUUGCAAGGUCCAAGGAGGCCAUCAAGUCCGCCACGCUGAUGGGCUCCUCACUCAUCGGGUCGAGCGCGCAGACGUACGCCCUUGCCGCGCUGCUAAAUAGCUCCGCAGCAGUGAGCUAUAAGGGCGCUGCAUAUAUUGGUGCGCUGGUGUUUGCAGCUACGUCGGUUCCUACUGUUGUCUCGCAGUUAUUCCAGGAGCGCGGCCCAGCGGAGUACUCAUACAUCGCUGUCCGUGCAACGGCGGGCUUGGUCGAGACAGUGGGGUUGGCAGUGUUCUUGACUUGGUGGGGAAUCCGGCCGGCGCAUGAUCUUCUCGGAUAAAGAUUAUCCUGGGGAAGUGAAUGAAUAGAGAGAGAGUAGGAUAAUCUACCUGAGUAUUUUUUUUUCUUCUUCUCUCCCUUGAGAAUGUAGUCGGUAGUUGGAUUACUCUUGAGGGGGAUUAUUUUUAUUUUUUAUUCCCCAAUACCGGGUCCUGAAAGUGCUCGACCUCACGAGUGUACUGCAAUAGCAUCUCAUUCCUAUGGGGAUAAUCUAAACCACCUACGGUACCGCAAAUGAUUAGAUGUGUGUGAAAACUUG